Messenger RNA from Coregonus sp. 'balchen', 3123 nucleotides. The record is from the annotation of a GenBank genome assembly. NCBI's taxonomy places the organism in Eukaryota, Metazoa, Chordata, Actinopteri, Salmoniformes, Salmonidae.
AUGGACACGCCUCUUUGCGUGGAUGGCACACAGUUUGGUGUCCUUGAACAGACCGACAGGUGAGCCUCCUAGCCUCACCCUCAUGGCGAUCCCCGCGGAGCUCUAAAAACGCAGGUCGAUCUUGAAGCACUGGGAGAUUUUUCUCCCAUGCGCUGGCAGGGCUCGUAAACGGGGGAGGCGCGCUCCUGCGCGCAACUUACAUUUUUUACAUUUUAGCGCAAGUCGCGCUCCUUAAAAAUUCUCAGAGGCCAUUUUUCUGAUGAUUUAGGUGACCUACACACAUUUUUUAAAAAGAUAUGUCCAUCAACAACAUGAAGACAGGGCAGCCUAUAAUCAAUACCAAAGCAUUUAUUGACUGAUCUCAAAGUGUUUGGCUUACAAAAGCACAAUAGUACGUAAUCACAUAAAAAUAAUCAAGGGGUCUUUCACAUUCCUCAACAACUGCAUAAACAAUAUGGUUAUGGCUUUGUAAAAUGAACAACCAUAUUCUGCUGGCCAAUUUUGUUAGAAUUUGUAAAUAUGAACAACCAUAGAUGGCCAAUUGUAUAGAUUGUAAAAAUGAACAUGAACAUAGUUUUAUUUUUUGAAUGCAGUACCUUUCAAAACAGUUCCUGCUUGCAGUAAGGUAGCACGCACAAGGUGGGGCCCCGGAAAGAGAACCUUCUUGUGUGUCAGGGAUGGUGUUGCCAGACCUCUUUCAGACAGCCUCUGCUUUCCUCUCUCUCAAAGCUUUUCUGGGGUCUUGUGGCUCCUGUUUGCUUCUUGCAGCUGCUUGUUGAGAGGCGUCCCUGAAGGCAAACCUACCAAAUGUGUGUGUUGGCUUUGACAGUAUUGUCUGUCUAUGAUGCCCAGGUAGAUGCAUGUAUCCCAUGUAGUACAUACUUCAGUUCCACUUAAAAUGGGCAUGGAUGCAUAAAGUCUUUAUUGUUUAAGUUAGCCUUUUGUGUCUCACUAGCCUGAUGUUCAGCCAGUAUAACAAGUGUUGCUAUAAUCUUAUGAUCCCAUGCUAAAGGUUUACUAAAAGAGGAAUAAAAAAUAAAUAAAAUUGGUGUCCUUAAAGGUUGGUUUUUCCCAACUUUUUUAAUUAAGUCAUUAAGAUCAAUUCCAAAGAGAUUUUUUUAUUUUUUUUUAUUCCUCCUUUUUAGUCAGCUUAGAAUUUUCAUACCUUAUGGCACCACUGUACAUUAACACAUAGUAUAUAAAUAAAGCAUAGAUACAACACCCACUGGCCCUAUCAUAAUGACAAAGAAUGUAAUUUCAAACACAAUGCAGUCUCCUUUCAUGCAUACAUUUUCAAUAAAGCCUCUGCUUUGAGAAAGAUCGAAAGAUAUUGUUUUUAAUCUUUAUCUUACCUUCGGCCUGCACACUGCUUGCGACCGGUCGAGGGCACGUUUGAUAAAGACCAGCAUCGGAGUCCUUAUUCUGUAGCUUCUGGUACGGUGGCGGUCAAAUAAACCCAAUGCACCACCCCUGCCGGAUGGCUUCAAAAAUUCUAUGAGGUCGUCUCGAUUCUCUUAGACAGUGUUCAGACUCUGCUGUUUUCUACCUCAUCGUGGUUGGCGGCGACAGCUAGCCUUUAUUCAUCCCUCAUCCAUUGAGUGGCAAUAUUCACUCUCACCCAAGCGACAUUCUCAAACAAGCUAUCAAGUGGGUCUUUGACAGCUCAUUUUGCUUAAUCCUUUUCUGAAAGGCUGGGUGCAAUGUCGGUUAAACCACAACCAGUCGCUGUCCAAGCUUUGCUGUUGCCGUUCAUGGUUACGUACGUUACGUAUGACGAAAGCGCUUAGUGCAAGCCCUCAGACCACCCCUAGAAAUGUAUUGAACUCAGAAUUUUGAAAAAACAAUAUUUAAUUAGGAGGCUAUGAGAGACUUCGGGCGAUUUUCACCUGACUGAAACGCCCCAAACCUGGCGGGGACUUUGAAAAGCACGACUUUACCUUAUUGGACAUUUAGCUGGCUGGCAGAUCAGACGUGAAACACUGAACUACUGGUUGGCAGAAUAUAAUGAUUAGAAAAAAAAUCCCUUCCUUUCCCGUUGGCAGUGUCGCCCAUCAUCGCCCUAUUGAACACACCUCCCAUGCAUUUUAGUCCAUUUUAGCAGACGCUCUUAUCCAGAGCGACUUAACAGGAGCAAUUAGGGUUAAGUGCUUGCUUUUUUUUCAACCCUAGUCGGCUCGGGGAUUAGAACCACGACCUUCGGUUACAGGCACAACGCUCUUACCCCACUAAGCUACCUGCCGACUUGCGGGCCCAGCUGCCUUCUGUAGGAUUCGCCAUGGCGCGACAGUCGGAGUAUAGCCUCGAAUGCCCAUGUGAAAUGUAUAAAGCCCGGCAGUGGCAUCUGCUGUUGGACACCAUCUCUCCCACCACCCCCAGAUUGGCCCGUUGCGGAGGACUCCUCUGUCGGUUACUGGAAGGGAUGCUUUUCUUCUUCUUUUUUUUUAGGACACCCGCGCCCAACACAAUACACUGGGCGCCCAAAACAAUAGUCCACUAAGCGCGUGCGUACAAUAGCACACGCUGGCCCUUUGCGCGCAAUAAUAGUCGUCAAAGUCAAGAGUGAAAUCUUGUGUUAUAUUUUAAUGCUAGCCUGUUAUCGCAAACGAGGCCAAUAGUACACUGCCUGCACACAACUACACACUGCGCGCUGGCAAAAGCACACUGAACAGUCGGGAGUAUAGCCUCGAAAUGCAGAGACGCGCCAUGGGCCAGAACCAAGCAAAACCGCUCGCAAAUCCACCGGUGGCAAAGCCCCCAGGAAGCAGCUCGCCACUAAGGCUGCUCGCAAGAGUGCCACGGCCACACGGCGGUGUGAAGAAGCCCCACCGUUACAGGCCCGGCACCGUGGCUCUAGAGAGAGAUCCGUCGUUACCAGAAGUCCCACUGAGCUACUCAUCCGCAAGCUGCCCUUCCAGCGCCUGGUGAGAGAAAAUCGCCCCAGGACUUCAAGACCGACCCUGCGCUUCCAAGAGCUCCGCCGUGAUGGCCCUGCAGGAGGCUAGCGAGGCUUACCUGGUCGGCCUGUUCGAGGACACCAACCUGUGCGCCAUCCACGCCAAAGCGGGUGACCAUCAUGCCCACAGGACAUCCAGCUGCCCGCGUAUUCGUGGAGAGCGCGCAUAA